CUCCACUUCAAAACACAGUACGGCACCGGCAGCAGACGACGUCAAAAUGUCACCACACUACCUCCUCAUCCUCACUCUUGCUGUGGCCGUCAGUGCCAGGACAGCCUCCACCAAUCAGAAUACAGUAAACGAGGCCAGGAGUUCAGAAGACAACGUUCUAGGAGACCUCAAAUUCGCCUACGAAACCUACAAAGACUGCAGUGCAACUGAAAUCUCCUCCUGCCUCAAACUGAAGUUAGCGAGGGCAUUGAACAGAUUAACGAAGAGUGAGGAACUUUCCUUACUAAGUGGAGUCACACUGGUGAAGGAGAAAGAUGCGAAGAUCGAUAGCGAAGUGGAGGAGGCGAUUCCUAGAGGUCUCGAUGAGAGCUCGUUGGACAACCUUAUCUUGGACAAAAUCGUUGGAUUCUUCCAGUCUCAUUCCGUCCAGGUCAAAUUCCCUUCUAGCACAGAAGUGCGUGAAGAAGGCAGGCAGCGUAGCGGUCGCAAGAAGCUGGCUCCACUCCUUGCCAUCCCCCUUCUGAUCGGAGGGUUCAUGGUGCCUUUGGCCUUUGGUGCUUUAGCCCUUCUCGCUGGCAAAGCCUUGAUCGUGUCUAAGCUGGCCUUGGUGCUCGCCGGUAUCAUUGGGUUGAAGAAACUGCUUUCCCAUAACGGCAACAAUGAAUCUCACGAGGUUGUUGUCUCGGCAGGACAUAGCGCUUCUGGAUGGAGCAGGUCAAUGGAGAAGGCUCAAGACUUAGCGUACAACGCGUACGCUCCUGCACAACAGUAGCCAACAAUACCACCAAAUAAUUAAUUUAUUUGCAAAAUAAGGGAAAAAUCG
This is a messenger RNA of Hyposmocoma kahamanoa, 823 nucleotides long. RefSeq lists its product as uncharacterized. The record is from RefSeq and is a predicted model, not a curated record. The coding region runs from base 47 to 772 and encodes 241 amino acids. The transcript is spliced from 3 exons. Lineage: Eukaryota; Metazoa; Arthropoda; Insecta; Lepidoptera; Cosmopterigidae.